UCGGCGCCCGCAGAGCCGGCUUGUGGCGCCCGCGGACCAUACCGGGCUGCGCGCGGGAGGCGGAGGCCGCGGCCCUGACCCUAAGGCGAGGAUCUGAACUCAAGUCGUUCAUCCGGGAGGUGGCCGCAGGAAACACCAGCAAGGAAGACGACAGUGAACCCCAGAGAAUUGAAAACAGGAUGCUGCCGGCCGCGGACCACCUGCUGCGCCUGCUGGGGCUGGAGAGGACGGCCUUCCGCCGGCACGCCGUGUCCGCGCUGCUGCUGCUGCUGCUCUUCCUCGCCUUCCGCCUGCUGCUGCGGCUCGCGCGCCUCUGCUGGCGCUUCCACGCCACCUGCCGCCGGCUGCGCUGCUUCCCCGAGCCGCCGCGGCGCAGCUGGCUGCUGGGCCACCUGGGCAUGUACCUCCCGAAUGAGACGGGCCUCCAAGACGAGAAGAAGGUGCUGGACAACAUGCACCACGUGGUUUUGGUGUGGAUGGGGCCUGUCCUGCCACUGGUGGUUCUGGUGCACCCCGAUUACAUCAAGCCCCUGGUGGGCGCCUCAGCUGCUGUGGCCCCCAAGGACGAGCUUUUCUAUGGCUUCCUGAAACCGUGGCUGGGGGACGGGCUGCUGCUCAGCAAAGGCGACAAGUGGAGCCGGCACCGCCGCAUGCUGACGCCCGCCUUCCACUUCGACAUCCUGAAGCCCUACAUGAGGAUCUUCAACCAGUGCGCCCACGUCAUGCACGCCAAAUGGCGGCGCCUGGCAGAGGGCUCCGUUGUGUCCCUCGACAUGUUUGAGCAUGUCAGCCUCAUGACCCUGGACAGUCUCCAGAAGUGUGUCUUCAGCUGCAGCAGCAACUGCCAAGAGAGCAUGAGCGACUACAUCUCGGCCAUCAUGGAGCUGAGCGCGCUGGCUGUCAAGCGCCAGUACCGCCUGCACCAGUACCUGGACUUCGUGUACUACCGCACGGCGGACGGGCGGCGGUUCCGGCGGGCCUGCGACACGGUGCACCGCUUCACCGACCAGGUCAUCCGCGAGCGGCGGCGGGCGCUGCGGCAGCAGGGCGCCGAGGCCUGGCUCAAGGCCAAGCAGGGCAAGACGCUGGACUUCAUCGACGUGCUGCUGCUGGCCAAGGAUGAAGACGGGAAGGAGCUGUCGGACGAGGACAUCAGAGCCGAGGCGGACACCUUCAUGUUCGAGGGUCACGACACGACAUCCAGCGGGCUCUCCUGGGUGCUGUUCAAUUUGGCGAAGUACCCGGAAUACCAGGAGAAGUGCCGGGAGGAGGUCCAGGAAGUCAUGAGGGGCCGGGAGCUGGAGGAGCUGGAGUGGGACGACCUGACCCAGCUGCCCUUCACCACGAUGUGCAUCAAGGAGAGCCUGCGCCAGUUCCCGCCCGUGACGCUCGUCUCCCGCCGCUGCACGGAGGACAUCAAGCUCCCGGACGGCCGGGUCAUCCCCAAAGGAAUCAUCUGUCUGGUCAGCAUCUACGGAACCCACCACAACCCCACGGUGUGGCCCGACUCCAAGGUGUACAACCCCUACCGCUUUGACCCGGACAACCCGCAGCAGCGCUCCCCGCUGGCCUUCGUGCCCUUCUCUGCAGGACCCAGGAACUGCAUCGGACAGAGCUUCGCCAUGGCCGAGAUGCGCGUGGCGGUGGCGCUCACGCUGCUGCGCUUCCGCCUGAGCGUGGACCGCACGCGCAAGGUGCGGCGGAAGCCGGAGCUCAUCCUGCGCACGGAGAACGGCAUCUGGCUCAACGUGGAGCCGCUGCCUCCGCGGGCCUGAGCGACGGGCGCCGCUGCGGAUCCCGGGGGUCCAGGCCCCGCCCAGAGAGGCCGAGGCCCCGCCCCCGACGGCCCAAGCCCCGCCCCCAACAUCCUGCGGGCAGAGACCGCUGCCCUCUGAGUCCAGGUUCUGCUCCUGUAGGACCGGUCGCCGCUGUCCAGCAGCCUGAUGGUGCUGGCCACGCCCCUCAAGGCGAGGCUCCGCCCCCUGAGGGUCUGACCCCGCCCCUUUAAAUUUAGGCCCCGCCCCCGACGGUCCAAGCUCCGCCCCCAACAUCCUGGGGGCAGAGACCGCUGCUCUCCGAGUCCAGGUUCUGCUCCUGUAGGACCAGCCACCGGCCUGAUGGUGCUGGCCACGCCCCUCAGGGCGAGGCCCCGCCCCCGAGGGUCUGACCCCGCCCCUUGAGGUUUAGGUCCCGCCCCCUGAGUGUCUGCACCUGUUCGCCUUGAGGGAACCAGACUUGGCCACGCCCCCUGGGGAGCAGACCACGCCCCCUAGGGCUCAGGCCCCGCCCCCAGGAUACGGUGGCUUGUCCUCUGGCCUCACCCCUGCGGAGCCAGGUCCCCCAGGCUGUGCCCACCAAACCUUCCGAGGACCUGAGACGCACCCGCUCCUGGCUGGCCUCCCAGGCUGGCCUCCCAGUCGAGGACUUGGAGGCUGGAGGGUGACAGCCCUGAACCCGUGACGUCGCUCGUGGGGGCGAACCGCUCAGGCGGCGUCCCAGGACCGGGGCUGUUUGCUUCUGUCCUUGUUUCCUAAACCCGGACCCCUCCCGACCUCCCUUGUGCAAGGCCCUUUGCUGAGUGUUCUGAUUUUUGCAGAAUAAAAGCAAGGGCUGCUCGUACCCCGCCCGCCCCUCCAGCCCCUGGCUCAGCCGGGCCCUGGCACCUGUAGCCCUGCACUGCAGGAACGAGGGGCUCGGGGCAGGUGUGAAGCAACCGAGGGGGGCGCUGGGCUGGGCUGGGCGGCUGGGAAGCCACUGGUCCUAGGACAUAAACCCAGAUGU
Messenger RNA from Microcebus murinus (gray mouse lemur), 2781 nucleotides. The record is from RefSeq and is a predicted model, not a curated record. NCBI's taxonomy places the organism in Eukaryota, Metazoa, Chordata, Mammalia, Primates, Cheirogaleidae.